This is a messenger RNA of Penicillium waksmanii, 2526 nucleotides long. Its product is annotated as NEDD4 family E3 ubiquitin-protein ligase. Gene Ontology annotation, biological process: ubiquitin-dependent protein catabolic process. Gene Ontology annotation, molecular function: ubiquitin protein ligase activity; protein binding. The record is from RefSeq and is a predicted model, not a curated record. Lineage: Eukaryota; Fungi; Ascomycota; Eurotiomycetes; Eurotiales; Aspergillaceae. Bases 1 to 2526 code for a protein of 841 amino acids. The transcript has 9 exons.
AUGGCAUCCAACCUGCCAGCCCAGCCCAACCUUCGGGUCACGAUUAUCGCGGCCGACGGUCUCUACAAACGUGAUGUCUUUCGAUUUCCCGACCCAUUCGCUGUGGCCACUGUCGGAGGCGAGCAAACUCACACCACCUCGGUGAUCAAAAAGACCUUGAAUCCAUACUGGAAUGAACCCUUCGAUCUGUACGUCGCUACCCCCACUUUUUACCGCGAGCUUUGGUCUCGGAAAGUCAACGAAGACAGUAUUCUCGCGAUUCAAAUUUUCGACCAAAAGAAGUUCAAGAAGAAGGAUCAGGGUUUCCUCGGCGUCAUCAACGUACGGAUCGGCGAUGUGAUCGAUCUACAGAUGGGUGGUGAUGAAAUGCUCACUCGCGACCUGAAAAAGUCCAAUGAUAACCUCGUCGUCCACGGCAAGCUGAUCAUUAACCUGUCAACUAAUCUCGACGCACCCCACCCCAACCAGCAGAAUGGACUUCGGCCUCAACAGGCUCAAUCUUCCACAUCCAGUGGUCUUGUCCCACAAAUUGCAGCACCCUUAUCGCAAUCCCAGGCUGGUCCUAACCAUCUCGACAAUUCUCCCGCCCCCGCCGCAUCAAGUUCUUCGCUCAACAACCGCGCGUCGACCAGUGGGCCCCCUCCACCCCCCAAUGGAGCCGCUCCGCCCGGUGUCGGUGCCGCAUCGCGUGCAAAUCUGAGUUCAUUCGAGGAUAGUCAGGGUCGACUCCCCGCGGGCUGGGAGCGAAGAGAGGAUAAUUUGGGACGGACUUACUACGUCGAUCACAACACGCGAACUACCACCUGGUCACGACCAUCCGCCAACUAUAAUGAGCAGAGCUCCCGCAAUGAGCGCGCCGCCAACAUGCAACUCGAGCGUCGCGCCCACCAGAGCCGAAUGCUACCGGAAGAUCGCACCGGCGCCAGUUCGCCCAAUUUGCCGGAAGGCCAAAGCACGCCGCCGCCAGGUGCUCCUCCUCCUGCUGCACCGGCCGCCGGGGGUUCAGCCCCUGGAUCUCACGCCAAUGCCGUUUCCAUGAUGGCAACGGGAGCCACCACUGCAGGCACUGGAGAGCUCCCGCCAGGAUGGGAGCAACGAUCCACGCCCGAGGGCCGCGCAUACUUCGUGGACCACAAUACCCGCACUACAACCUGGGUCGAUCCUCGUCGGCAGCAGUACAUCCGCAUGUACGGUCAGAACCAGAACCAGGGAGGAAACAACACCACCAUCCAACAGCAGCCCGUGUCUCAACUGGGACCUCUACCAAGUGGCUGGGAAAUGCGUCUCACGAAUACGGCUCGAGUGUACUUUGUCGACCACAACACCAAGACUACUACUUGGGACGAUCCCAGAUUGCCCUCCUCCUUGGACCAGGGUGUUCCUCAGUACAAGCGUGACUUCCGCCGCAAGCUGAUCUACUUCCGAUCCCAGCCUGCUUUGCGAAUCAUGUCUGGUCAAUGCCAUGUUAAGGUUCGCCGUAAUAAUAUCUUCGAAGACUCUUACGCCGAGAUCAUGCGCCAGAGUGCUUCCGAUCUGAAGAAGCGUUUGAUGAUCAAAUUCGAUGGGGAAGACGGUCUGGAUUAUGGUGGUCUUUCUCGUGAAUUCUUUUUCCUUCUCUCUCACGAAAUGUUCAACCCCUUCUACUGCCUUUUCGAAUACUCCGCCCACGAUAAUUAUACCCUGCAGAUUAAUCCUCACUCUGGCGUCAACCCUGAGCAUCUCAAUUACUUCAAAUUCAUCGGCCGUGUUGUCGGCCUGGCGAUCUUCCAUCGUCGCUUCUUGGAUUCCUUCUUCAUCGGUGCUUUCUAUAAGAUGAUGCUGAGGAAGAAAGUGACUCUUCAAGACAUGGAGGGUGUGGACGAAGAUUUACAUCGAAACCUUGCGUGGACCUUGGACAAUGACAUCGAAGGAAUCGUUGAGCUUACCUUCUCUGUCGACGAUGAGAAGUUUGGCGAGCGUCGCACUAUUGAUUUGAAACCCGGUGGAGAGGAGAUUAACGUCACCAACGAGAACAAGCCGGAGUACAUUGAAUUGGUUACGGAAUGGAAGAUUGUCAAGCGCGUGGAGGAGCAAUUCAACGCAUUCAUGUCCGGUUUCAACGAACUGAUCCCCGCGGAUCUGGUCAACGUCUUCGACGAGCGUGAACUGGAACUGCUAAUCGGCGGUAUCGCUGAUAUCGACGUGGAUGACUGGAAGAAGCACACCGAUUACCGCGGUUACCAGGAGCAGGACGAGGUUAUUCAGAACUUCUGGAAGAUCGUCCGCACUUGGGAUGCGGAGCAGAAGUCGCGUCUGUUGCAGUUCACCACUGGUACUUCGCGUAUCCCCGUCAACGGUUUCAAGGACUUGCAAGGUUCGGACGGUCCCAGACGAUUCACUAUUGAGAAGUCAGGAGAUCCUGCCGCUUUGCCCAAGUCGCACACCUGUUUCAACCGUCUUGACCUACCGCCCUAUAAGACCCACGACGCCCUGGAGCACAAGAUGUCUAUUGCAGUGGAGGAGACCCUUGGAUUUGGACAGGAAUAG